This is a messenger RNA of Erythranthe guttata (spotted monkey flower), 755 nucleotides long. Its product is annotated as protein yippee-like At4g27740. The record is from RefSeq and is a predicted model, not a curated record. NCBI's taxonomy places the organism in Eukaryota, Viridiplantae, Streptophyta, Magnoliopsida, Lamiales, Phrymaceae.
AUAAAAUUAGGAUUGAUGGACUUUUAACAAAUUGCCACAAUUAAAUAAAAGAGACUUGACCACAUCAAUUAUAUAUUUUCCUGUAUAUUAGUUAGCUAAAAAAUAAAAAUAUAGUUUAAUUUUAUUUUGUUCUCCUAAUCUUCAAAUCAACCUCUAUUUUCUUCACCUAACACUUCUACAUUAUAUCAUUACUUCUGACUAUCUUUAAUUCCUUCUCUGUUAAGUAUCAAUUUUCCAUUUCUUAUUUUGUCCUAUUUUCUUCUAAUAUUUUUUUUUUUAUUCAAAAUAAUUACUAUAUAUUUACUUUUUGAUUGAUUUUUAAGUCCAAAUGGAAGAAACCGCAGGGAAUCCACUGUACUACAGCUGCAGAAAUUGCAGGAAUCCUGUUGCACUACACGAAGAUCUCCUUUCCAAGAAUUUCCUGGCAAAAUCGGGGCAAGCGUAUAUGUUCCAACAUGCAAUGAACAUCAUAGUUGGGGCGAAGGAGGACGGACAACUAAUAACCGGUUAUUACACGAUUGCUAAAAUAUUUUGCAGCAAAUGUAGUGAUGAAAUGGGUUGGACUUAUGUUAGAGCUUUUGAAGCAAGAGACAAGUUCAAGGAGGGCAAAUACAUUGUCGAGAAGGCUAAGAUUUCGAAUACCGAGACCAACUCGAUCUAGAUUCUGAAAACUAAAAUUUUUACUAUAAUAAACGAUACCGUACGCGUGUUUGUGUGUGUGUUUUAUUGUUGAUGACGAUGUACAUUUUCUUCGA